AUCUCGUAUAAUAUCAUUUAACAUGUAUAGGAACGUGUAAGCGAUUCAAUAUAUUUUUACGCAAGUUUUAGCAAAUUUGCAGCUGCCGGUUACCCUACAACCGAGGAUUCGAACGAAAACCUGAAGAACAGUAAGCAUCUUGUCUUUUAACACAUCGUAUCAGUUGCGAAAUAAGUGACAUGUUUAUCUGAAUAUAUUAUUGCUGGUAAACGAAGACACCCAGAAAGUCAAAUUGAAUGACUGAUUGAAUGAGAGACACAGUAUAACACUUCGGGAAUGAUGAAAUGCAUAGUUUGUUUUAUUUCUCUGCAGCACUGAAAACAAGAUGAUCUUUCUGCAUGGUUUGGCUUUAGCCGUGUAUGAGGUACAGAGAUACCUCAUAUACCGCGAUGAUCAGAGAUUGGAGAUGCUAAGGCGGGAUGCAGCUGGGCAAGCCGCCGCGGAGUCCGCUGCCCAAAAGAACCUCAUGAUUGCGGCUGAUGCUGCAGUGAAGGCCAAGGUUGCUGCUGCUGUAGCAGACGCUGAGUAUGCCGCCUGGAAGGCCCUGAUUGCUGCAGCUCUGGAGGCCGAGAGAGUGUCUGCAAACUUAAGGAAGAACGCCGGGACGCCUGCAGCGUUGGAGGCCGACAGAUUAGCUGCAGCUGCCACGGUGAAGGGCCAUUCUGCUGCUGCAGCACUGGAGGCCGAGAGAGAAGAAGCAGCCUUUGCCAUGGCCCAGUCUGCUGCAGCACAAAAUGCUGAGAACCUGUCUGCAGCUGCUGCUUAUUUGGCCAAUGAUGAAGACGCUGCAGUCAAACAAGAAGCCCAACAAGAAGGGCAUGUUCGGAGGCAUGAAGACUGGCUUCAUGCUGUAAAUGCUGUGUCUGAUUGGUCCUCGGCCGUCUACGUCAUUCCUGCAUGAUCCACCCGCAUGUCCUCCACUAACGACCUUGACCCUGAUUGAAAUCGAAACGCCCGAUGAACUUUUUGCUCUGUGUAUAAGAAACCUUCUGAUCAACUUCAUAAGAGAUGCGUUAAUUUAGAGGCUGAUGGGUAAACAGUUUAACAUAUUAUUCGGAUAUCCAUAAAUGUACGUGUAAUUAUCGUUUCUUUAGAUAUGUGUUGAUUUACAUCUUGAUUAUCAUGUUGAUUUACUGUCUGAUAUUUAGUGAUGACAAAUAUCCCGACCAGCAGGAACACUGACCGACUGUGACGGGAUUGUGCGGAUGUGUUGUGUCACCAUCCAUGUGUUGUUGACAGUCCAGGGCGGACUAAAUCGUGCUAAAGUUGUACAGACUAGGUUGUUCAAUACAAGCGUCAUGUUGUCAGAAACAUUAUCAAGUUGUUAAAGAGGGGUCGGUGAUGAAGUAGA
Molecule: messenger RNA, 1351 nt
Organism: Haliotis rufescens (red abalone)
Lineage: Eukaryota; Metazoa; Mollusca; Gastropoda; Lepetellida; Haliotidae
Exons: 3
Coding region: 326-901 (191 amino acids)
Source: RefSeq, a predicted model, not a curated record